UGAAAAUUAAACCCUUCGAUUAGCAUUCAUUCCAAAAAUAUACAAUUCCCUUCCUACACAAUCUGAAAAUCAACGCAAAUUUUCAUUUCAAAAGCAAGAAAAUUAUUCCAACAAAAAGCCCUAACCAGACGAUUCCACUGGACUGGUUCACUGUAUCUUAAAUGCGAGGGCGCGGUCGACGAAGAAAACAGAGUGAGAAAAAGCAACGAGCAAGCUUGCCUUGGCAAUGGAAUCUCCGAGGGAGAAGACGAGAAUGUGAGGGGGUCCGAACUGCUUCAGGCCCUGUCGAGCAUCGACUUGUGGGCUAAGAUGCGCAUCGCCCCAACGUGUAUGACUAACCCUAGAAAUUGAGAAGGAGAAGACUGAAGAGGAUGGGAUUGGGGAGGAGCACCUGAGGCGCACGAUAGCAUGCGGUAAGUCAAUGGCGGGCAGAGGAGGAGGUUGGACCAGGGGGAGGAUGCAGCCGCCACCAGCAGCCGCAGGCGGUCCGCAUGCCUCCGCCGCUGCCACAGCCAGCCUUGGCAUUCGAUCCCCUGUCGGGACUCGCCCGUCUAAGGGACGCGUAUUCCCCUCAUGCGCACGUUAUCCCAGGUUCCUCUCUCUCUCUCUCUUUAACCUUACACGUGCGAGGCUGACGCUGACGCUGACAGUACAACUCUUACGCAUUAAGAAAUGCCAAGACCUGUCUGGGUGCUCCGCAUUCCAAUUAGCGCUCUUUCCCUCUAUUCUACAGUCCAAGACAUUGCCGUAGACCUUACCAAUCAAAUUGGGCCACGUAAUCAAACCAGCAUAAAUCAAAGGAACUCGGCUGUUCCUACGUAAACGUUGUCGCACAGGAGAUUAGCUUCUUUUAGUCUAUCGCUCAAAGCACAUGCCGACCGCCAGCGAGGAGGGGGACGAGCAAUAAUAAACUCAUAUUUUAAAUAAAUAAAUAAAUGAAGGCCCUGCAAAGUGCAAAGCAAACCCCGCCGACCGGAAAAUGGGUACAUACUAAAUUAAUCAUACUAUGCCUAUAUAUAAUAUAUUGUACCCCACCUGGAUUCCUAUCGUACGCCAGCGGGGUGCUACGGCCGCUAACGUACACCCACACCCUGAGAUUUACAGCGAGUGGAGUGCCUGAGGAAGAAGAAGACGAGCGAGACUGCCUGAAGCAGCAGAAACAAGUUAAUCAAUCUGUAUCAUAUAUCUACGUGUGCAGGGAGAGAGAGAGAUAGAAAGAGAGGUAGAAAAGCUGAAGUUUCUUCUUCCGUAUGUCUACUUUUCUUAAUUUUGAGCAUAAUAGGAAGUACUGAUGAUGAGAAGCUUCUAGGAGUACUAGUGGAUGGUGCAUGUAUGUGGGGUACGGUUGGAUUCAAUUCAAUGGAAUUCGUGGUAAACGAAAAGCGCCUGUGAGCUAAUUUUGAUUGUAUAUGUGUUCGAUGAAAUUUGGAAGCGGUUUGGUAUUAGAUCUCUUCGCCAUCACCAUGUUCUCUAUAAAUUUCCACAAGUACUGAGUUUUGUGUUGUUUCUCUUCUGUGGGGCUGUGAUAGAUCUGAUCCCUUGUUCCAUAGGACCAACGAUUAGCGCUAAGAUGGAUUGACGACGGCAACCGCCCAAAAAAAAACACACACACACACACAUAUCGAUGUCUGCAGAUCAAUCACAGAAGGCUGACUUGCAUUAAUCUGUUCUUUCUUAUUUUCUUUUGGCCUUUUUAUUUAUUCCCCGGAUCUCAACGGUAGAAUCGAAGAGAUGGCGAACCCCUGGUGGGCUGGAGAUUUGGCAAUGAGAGGGGUUAACGUUGACCAAAUGUCGUCGGCUCCGUCACUCCACCUCGGCAAUCCAGACGUCGACAACCACCCCCUGAUUUUGAACCGGCUUGGACCGCCUGUCAGGUGUGAGCAGGAUUUCAUGGACAACCGUAACUCUAAUGCUCCGGCCACAACCGAAGAUCACGACAACGAUAACCACGGUCCCGACUACGAAGACCAAGGCGCUGCCGCUGGCGGCGGCGGAGCACUCGAAAUCGCCGAACCCAGCGGAGGAAGUGGUCGGCGCCCCCGUGGUCGGCCGCCGGGCUCCAAAAACAGGCCCAAACCCCCCAUUAUCAUCACUAAGGAAGACCCAACCGCCCUCCGGAGCCUCGUGUUGGAGAUCGGCAAUGGCACGGACGUCGCCGAGAGCAUCGCGACAUUUGCGCGGCGCCGCCAGCGUGGGGUUUCGGUCCUCGGCGGUAGCGGAACGGUCACCGAUGUCACCCUCCGGCGGGGGUCUGCGCCGGGGGAGUUGAUGCCGCUUCAUGGGAGGUACGAGAUAUUGUCGAUGUCUGGGGCGUUCCUGCCGGCGCCGUCGCCUCCGCGGGCGUCAACGAUGACGGUGUUGAUGGCAGGGUUGGAUGGGCAGUUGGUGGGAGGAGUAGUGGCGGGCGCGAUUGUGGCGUCGGGGCCGGUUAUGGUGAUUGCGGCUACGUUUACGAACACAAUGUACGAAAGGUUGCCACUAGAGGACGAGGCGCUGGCGAUUGUGGCAGGAAGUGGCGGCGGCGGCGGCAGAGGCGAGGGAAUUGAAGGGGAGCAAACGGCAUCGUCGAGAGUGAUUGAGAAUGGUAAUGUUUCGGGUAGAAAUGAUGAGCAGCAGGGAGUAGGAGCUAACGGUGGGGGUUCAAUGGGAAUGGUUUACAAUUUGGUGCACAAUGGUAGUCAUCAGGUACCACAUGAAGUAUUUUGGGCAUCUCCUCCUCCACCGCGUCCCCCUCCCUCUUUCUAAUAAUCGCAGCCCACCUUAUCUUUAUCAUAUCAGAACUAAAAAUUGAGGUACAACUCUAGGAGGGAAUGAAAUCUGAGAGGAGGAGGAGGAGGAGGAGGAGAAGUAGAAGAAGAAGAAGAAGAAGAAGAAGAAGAGGAAGAGGAAGAGGAAGAGGAAGAAGGUACUGAUAGGUAGCUAGUUUUGGUUAUACACAAAUAUGGGACUGACCCUGUUUAAAAUAUGUGAACUACCACUUGUAAGCAUAUAUAUUUAUAGCAAGCAAACUACGACUUCCAUCUUUUGUUUAA
Messenger RNA from Malania oleifera, 3032 nucleotides. Its product is annotated as AT-hook motif nuclear-localized protein 15-like. Bases 1732 to 2745 code for a protein of 337 amino acids. Gene Ontology annotation, molecular function: minor groove of adenine-thymine-rich DNA binding; DNA-binding transcription factor activity. Gene Ontology annotation, cellular component: nucleus. Lineage: Eukaryota; Viridiplantae; Streptophyta; Magnoliopsida; Santalales; Ximeniaceae. The transcript has a single exon. The record is from RefSeq and is a predicted model, not a curated record.